Messenger RNA from Sclerotinia borealis F-4128, 2571 nucleotides. The record is from the annotation of a GenBank genome assembly. NCBI's taxonomy places the organism in Eukaryota, Fungi, Ascomycota, Leotiomycetes, Helotiales, Sclerotiniaceae.
AUGGGAAAGUCAUUGAAUUUGGGUCCAAAUCUGAAGUACCCAAUUACGGUUACCAAAUUUUUGAAGAAACAUGGCGACACCAUCUCGAAACAAGACUCGCUCUUCGAAUACAAAUUUAAAAGUAAGCAACUGGUUGGCGAUCCAUUCGGUGAGCAAUGGGAGGAAGAACAAACAUUAUAUGCAGAAUGGGACAGUCCAUCCGAAGGUACCAUCGACAAAUGGUUAGUCAAAGCAGGGAUGACAAUCGAGAGGGAUCAACCUGUUAUCGACAUUGAUGAAAGUUGCUCGCAUGCUGUCCAGUUUGCGGGACUUUGUGGAAUGUGCGGGAAGGACAUGACCGAGGUCUCUUGGGCCAGCAAUGCGCUCGAUAGCGACCGAGCUAAAAUCAAUAUGAUUCACGACCAAACACACCUCACAGUUAGUCAAGAUGAAGCAUCCAAGGCAGAAGAAGAAUUACAACGACGGUUACUCAAGAAUCGAAAACUAUCAUUGGUGGUGGAUCUGGAUCAGACCAUUAUCCAUGCUUGCAUUGAGCCUACCGUGGGAGAAUGGCAGCGCGACGUCAACUCGCCCAAUUACGAGGCCGUUAAAGAUGUGCGGUCAUUCCAACUCAAUGAUGAUGGUCCUCGCGGUCUCGCAUCCGGUUGUUGGUACUAUAUAAAAAUGCGCCCUGGACUGGCAGAGUUCCUGGCGAAAAUCUCCGAAAUGUACGAGCUUCAUGUUUAUACUAUGGGUACGCGAGCAUACGCACUAAAUAUCGCAAAGAUUGUCGACCCUGGAAAGAGAUUAUUUGGUGAUCGCAUCAUCAGUCGAGACGAGAAUGGAAAUGUUACAGCAAAAAGUCUAGCUAGACUGUUUCCUCAAAGUACUCAUAUGGUGGCAAUCAUUGAUGAUCGCGCAGACGUUUGGCCAAUGAAUCGUCCUAAUCUUAUCAAGGUCGUUCCUUAUGAUUUCUUCACUGGUAUCGGUGAUAUCAAUUCGAGUUUCCUACCAAAGAGAGAGGAGCUUCCCAAAGUUCUAACACCCAAGAAGAAACAUCAUUCAAAGUCAGAGACUAGCACACCCGAGGUGACCGUCGAAACGCCUACGGGCGAAGUCUCAAAACCUAUAGAACCCGAAGGAGAUGAUAUCACACCUGCUGGAGGAGCCAAGGAAGAACCCACAAUCGAGAAGAAGCCAAAUCUAAUCCUGAAACUCAACACGCUAGACGAUGAGGCCUCAUUAAAAGAACAAGCAGCAGAACAAGAGAAAUUUUUGGAGCAACAAUUACUGGAACGACCUCUACUUCAUAAACAAGAACAACUCGACGAAGCGGACAAGAAACAGGAAGAGGCAGAAAAGGAGGUCGAAGGCGGCAGCACCGUUGAACAUCAUACGCAUAGACACAGCGUGCUCAAAGACGAUGAUGCCGAAUUAAUUCAUCUUCGACAACAUCUUACUGAUUUGCAUAGAGCAUUCUAUGAUGAAUAUGAUAAAGCAUUGGUCAAUGUUCCAGGCGGACGAGUUGCACAAUUAAAACCUGGACAUUCAAGAAAGGUCAACAUCAAGAAUGAAGCAGCCGAUCUUAAAGUUGUGCCUAAUAUCGCAGUUGUGAUGCCACGUCUAAAGUCUCAAGUCUUAGAUGGCUGUGUCAUUGUCAUGUCGGGCUUAGUUCCUUUGGGGGUUGAUCUUAUGAGGCAAGUUGAUACCAUCUAUAAAUUCAUUUCACAAAAAAAAUCUGAGAUUGCUCAGCAAAUAGAAGGUUUCGGUGGCAAGAUUCACAAAAGGGUUUCAAAAAGAGUCACUCAUGUGGUUGCAUCUUCUCAGAGGACUCGUACACAAAAAGUCCGAGAAGCAGCGAAAUAUCCUCACAUAAAGAUAGUCACACAACAAUGGCUUACACAAUCCUUCAGCAAGUGGAAGAAAGAUGAUGAAUCAGAGUACUUGGUCGAGAUCAACCCAGCGGAUAGAAGAAAAAGUGGUGAUCUGUCUAAUGAUCCACCUCCUGGUGAUGACAGCGAAGAAUCUUCGGACUACACGGAGAGUGAUGAUUAUGAAGAUGAUGAAUUGAGAGGCCAAAGGCAGGAAUCCGAGUUAGACGGAGCAGGGGUCAUACCAGAUGAUUUGGAAGCUGGCAUUUCUCCUAUCGAGAGACUUCGUGAAGCCGAUUGGAGUAGUAUGGAUGACGAAUUAGCUGAUUUCCUGGGUGACGACAAUGAUUCAGGCACAGAAAGCGACACAAGCUUGACCAGUCGGGCUUCUCGGACCAGUUCAAGAAGAGGACACAAGCGAAGAUUGGACGAUGCUACAGACGACGAUGACAGUGAAGAAGAAAGCACCAUGGUGAAAAAGCAACGAAUAGCCAAUUCGAGGACAACAAGUUUAAAAUCGGUCAAGAUACCCGUUGGUGCUUCGGAAUCAAGUCUUCUUACACCAGGUGUAACAGGUGAUGAGAAUGAUGAGAUAGACCAAUUGGCGGCGCAAGUGAGCGAUCAUAGUUUUGAGGAUGAGUUGGAGGCGGAGAUGCAGGCGGAGAUGGAAGCUGCGCUUGAACAGGAGCUGGCGGAUGCAGCAGCAUCUGGUGCUGGUUGA